CUGAACCUUUCUAAAAAUGAGAAAACUCUUCGGCAAGUGGGGGGGCGCUCCAAGGACAAGCUGCUCUCAGAUGAAGAGGUUUCAGGGAGCCUGCUGAAGCUCUUCAGAGUUCUGCGCAGGAGUCAUGGGGCUGAUCAUGGGCAGCAGCUCCGAGCAGUUCAAAGUCACUUCCUCAGGCAGGAAGCCUAGCACGUUGCACUUUGCAGGAACUGGAGUCUUUGUCACCAGGGGAUUUGUACCCAAGGGAGCUACAGUUGCCAUGUAUCCUGGCACAGUCUACCAGGCCUAUGAGCCCAUUCUUCUCCAGUCCAUUGGAAACCCCUUUGUCUUCAGAUGUAUCGAUGGCGUCUUGAUUGAUGGAAAUGACAAAGGCAUAUCCAAAAUGGUGUUCAAGUCAUGCAGUGGAAGGGACCGUCUAGGCCCCUUCAUGAUGAGUGACACCAGCUGGCUGACUGCCAGCCCACAAAACCCACUUGCUGUGGGUCAGUAUGUGAACAACUGUUCCAACGAAUGGCCUGCCAACGUAUGUUACCAGGAGUAUGACGUGCCUGACAAGUUUCCCAUCGAGCUCCGCCAGUAUCUUCCUAACAUCAACUACAGCCUGGACAUACAGAGACCUCUGCGCUGUGUUGUCCUGGUGUCACUCAGAGACAUUAAAGCUGGGGAGGAACUGUUCUCCAACUACUUCACCAUUGUGCGUUAGAGUCAAAGUACACUCCAGUGUUCUGCUGUGGUGGC
Molecule: messenger RNA, 738 nt
Organism: Scomber japonicus (chub mackerel)
Lineage: Eukaryota; Metazoa; Chordata; Actinopteri; Scombriformes; Scombridae
Gene: setd9
Product: SET domain containing 9
Exons: 2
Coding region: 125-703 (192 amino acids)
Molecular function (GO): protein binding
Source: RefSeq, a predicted model, not a curated record